Messenger RNA from Chaetomium strumarium, 2056 nucleotides. RefSeq names its product WD40-repeat-containing domain protein. Gene Ontology annotation, biological process: carbon catabolite repression of transcription. Gene Ontology annotation, cellular component: nucleus; cell tip; cell division site. NCBI's taxonomy places the organism in Eukaryota, Fungi, Ascomycota, Sordariomycetes, Sordariales, Chaetomiaceae. The transcript has 7 exons. The record is from RefSeq and is a predicted model, not a curated record. The annotation marks the transcript as partial. Gene Ontology annotation, molecular function: protein binding.
AACCCUGUCCUGCGGAUGGAUUGUAGCUUCCCUUGGGCCCGGGCCGUUGGCAUUGUUGGGGUCCGGCUCUCCGGAUGAACCUCCAUCGACACGUGUGUUUAUAGUGUAGUGUAACUUGCAUGGUUGCCGAUCCUCCGAGCCGUCAUCUCCAACGUCGCUGUCCAUAUUGUAGCUACCUGUAGUAGCUACCUUAUCUUCUCUCGCUUGACGGUCUUAUCCAGUCACGGUCACACCGUUCAGUUUCUACCACUCUGUACCGCCACGUUUGCAAGCCGCGACCUAUAGCCGCCCGCUUGGCGAGCUGUCCGACCAGUUUCAGCGCAUUGCACGUACCACCCUGGUCGAUUAAGCAGCCAUCACACAGCAGCCACCAUGUUCGUCCUUCCACCCCCUCCACGUUAUACGUCCCAGCAAGGAUACAAUGGCAUGUCCGCUAGCCAGCCUAUGCCAAUGAUUGAGACGAACAACGUCCUCACCAACCCCUCGGGGCCCGAGUACCAGUUCCUGGUCGGCGAGGGGUUGUAUGUGCUAAAGGAAGAUCUACAUCUUGCGACUCCUCCUCCACACCCCUCCGAGGCGCCGGUAGUGAACCCGAAUCCGCUCGCGACAGCACCUCAGCCGGCGACCGCUGGAACGCGGCUUUCACUGAUCAACCUCGACGUCAGCCCGCUGUCGCCGGCCUUCUAUCGGACAACUUCACGGUCUGAUGGCGCUCAGGGCAGCAUCCAGGAACACGUGGAGGAGGGCCAGUCAUCGAGUGAUGUGCGCGAGAGCAGUAGCGAUGCUGGGCGCCUCAACUCGAGCGACGCCCAGCUCGUUGCGUCCAACACGCCAGCAUUUGGCGAAGGUAACAGUUUCCUUGCGCCAACAUCUCAGAAGGAUGCGCAUAAGCGGCGCAAACCGAAGAACAACAUGGCUAAAAGCAACUCGUCCUUUAUAUCGAGGGUGAUCAACCACGAGGCAUUGAGCAAGCGGCUGCAGGACCGGCCACGGGAUGGAUUGUUCGCCUUUGGCAACGUGAACCGCGCUUUCCAAUGGCUCGACCUAUCCUCCCCGAUGAAGGCCGAGUACCUGACCAAGAUCUUAUUCACGAAAGCUCACUGCUUGUGUCACGACGUGAACAAGGUAACCAAAAGCUCAACACACAUAGAUGUGAUCAUGGGAUUUUCAACCGGUGAGAUCAUCUGGUGGGAGCCCAUCACCCAGCGGUACACACGGCUCAAUAAAAAUGGAAUUGUCAACGGCACGCCCGUGUCUGAAAUCGGGUGGAUACCCGGGUCUGAGAGCCUGUUCCUCGCUGCCCAUAUGGACGGCACACUCGUAGUCUAUGACAAGGAGAAAGAGGACGCCAUCUUCACUCCAGAGGAUGAGGGAAUCUCUCGGACGAGCGGGGAGACCAGCGGCACCGGCAGAGUAAACUACUCGUCACAAAUACAUGUACACAAGUCGGUACAUUCCAAGAACCAAAAGACCAACCCUGUAGCUGUUUGGAAGCUUUGCAACCAUCGCAUCAACGCCUUCGCCUUCUCUCCCGACAACCGCCAUCUUGCCGUCGUCUCGGAGGAUGGCACCCUUCGGAUAAUUGAUUAUCUCAAAGAAGAACUCCUGGACCUGUUCUACGCCUACUACGGUGGCCUGACCUGCGUGUGCUGGUCGCCCGACGGGAAAUACGUCGUCACCGGCGGGCAGGACGACCUUAUCUCCAUCUGGUGUCCGUUCGACCAGGCGCCCAACACAGCGCUCAUCGCCCGGUGCCAAGGCCACCAUUCCUGGGUGACCUCGGUUGCGUUCGAUCCGUGGCGGUGUGACGACCGCAACUACCGGUUUGGGAGCGUCGGGGAGGACAGGCGAAUCUGACUUCUCGACUCCCUUUUCCCUCCCUUCUUCGCUCUCCCUUCGGUGUUUCUGACACGUUUCGCCCUUUCGGCCCUUUUCGGGGCGGACCGGGGCGGAGCGGGUUCUGCGUUGGAGUUGCGGGUGGGGUGGCUGGUUUUGGGCUGAGACAGAGUUUUCAUGGUGCAAUCUUGACUGACCUUUUUGUGAUUUGUUUGAGCCA